Molecule: messenger RNA, 627 nt
Organism: Suillus subaureus
Lineage: Eukaryota; Fungi; Basidiomycota; Agaricomycetes; Boletales; Suillaceae
Exons: 2
Coding region: 1-627 (208 amino acids)
Source: RefSeq, a predicted model, not a curated record
AUGAACAACGAUGCAGCUCGGUUUGGUCUACUCACCUUGAGUUCCUCCAUUUUGUCUUCCACGGGUAGCACACCUUUUGUUCCGAAUGGCACCUUCGCCGCGUCGAGCUCGACAAAUACACUUCAAGGCCCUGCGUCCCAAUACGGGACCCUUACUUUUGGUACUCCUGCUGAGCAGGAGGAGGCCUUGCGUCCUAGGAGGGAUCUGCGCAAGCAGAGGGGCCGUUUGAAGGCAUCGAGAGCGCUUCAACAAGAAGCGUUUCAGCGGGUGCAAUCCUACCUUCAAAAUCAAGAAGACCGAAAGGCGUACCCUCCAGGCGUGUAUGCAUUGCCGAACCUGGCUGAGCCUGGGCCGUCUAAUGUCAUGUACGGAAUGGUGAAUGUGAAGUUCGGUGCUGGAUAUGAACCUCUAGGUAUGCAGGCUCAGGUAGUGAAUGUUGAUGUUCCUCCUCCUGUGAGUCCUGCCCCCUACGUCCCUCAGAGCACCAUAUAUCCAUUGUCGAUGUGCGGUCACAACCCCGCUCAGCAACAUUAUGUGCAGGCCGCUGCUGCACCUCCCGCUUCACCCACGCAAGAGCAUGCGUCCCAACUGCCUGACAGUGCACUUACCCCCUCCUACCCUCUCUGA